Molecule: messenger RNA, 3291 nt
Organism: Nicotiana tabacum (common tobacco)
Lineage: Eukaryota; Viridiplantae; Streptophyta; Magnoliopsida; Solanales; Solanaceae
Source: RefSeq, a predicted model, not a curated record
UUUGAUUUUAUAUCUAUACUUAUGUGGAUAAUUUUUAACAUAGACGAAAUAAUGGGUUAUAAGCUUGUAAAUUCUCGAAGAUUGAAUUCAAUUAUGGUUCUUUUGGCAAUGAUUUUGGCCUUUUUCUUAUAUCUGUAAUUUGGGAAAGUUUUUCUCCUUUUGUUUCCUCCCUCUGAUUCUGUUCUUGGCCGUUUCUCUUUACUUCUUAUUUAGGAAUUCAUAGUUCGUCAAAUCUUGUUUUGUUUAGGCAUCUUGUUCUAAUCAUCGAAUGGUCCCUUUAGGUUGUCAAGAAAAUUAAGGUAAAAGAAAGCUGAAAAGUCUCUGUCUGAAAUAGUGGAACUUUUCUUUUAUUUUCUAAAAUAAUGAUAUUAUCAUUUCAAAAAGGAAGUACUGUGUUAAUUUCUCACUUGGUUACCUCGGACAGAUUCUUCUUUUUUCUUUUUUCUGUGAUAUGUGGCUUUUGUGUUGUCUUUAGAGUCAGAAAAUGGUUGUCCAAUUAGCUCAAUCCUUUUAUUGUCUUCUCACUAACAGCAAGGGGCAUAGUUCUUUUUUCUCCUAUUAGAAUUCGUCGGAAUAAUAUUACUGUUUAUGAAUCUCUAGCAUUUCAUUUUGUUGUUAGAGCUCUCAUAAGUUGUGUAUAUGUUUUAAUGAUAGUACUUGGCUGUACACACAACACAUAUGAUCCAAUUCAUAUGUCCAAAAAAAUUGGGUCCUGAGAUGAAAGUAUGUGUUUUCUAUUGCAGCUGUUAAAAUCAGAUUGUAUCCAACUAUACCAUCAGCUUUGGUAUUUGUUGGACCGCCAACAUGACCAUGAAUAAUCUGACUGUUCAAACUGUAGAUACUUUUGCUAGCUUGCUUGAACUUGCUGCCAAUAAUGACAUUGAGGCUUUCAAGAGAUGGACUGAGCGUGACUUAUCCAGUAUUCAUGAGGCUGGACAGUGGUAUGGGCGCCAAAAGGGCUCUAAGCAAAUGGUUCUUGAGCAUAGAACUCCAUUGAUGAUUGCUGCUACAUAUGGUAGUAUCGAUGUUCUAAAGCUGAUUCUAUCUCUGCCUGAUGUUGAUGUUAAUCGUUCUUGUGGACAUGAUAAGAGCACUGCCCUUCACUGUGCCGUGUCUGGUGGAUCUCUGAAUGCUGCAGAAGCUGUCAAACUUCUGUUGGGAGCCGGUGCUGACCCAAAGUCUAAAGAUGUCAAUGGCCAUUGUCCUAUUGAUGUAAUAGUUGUAUCUCCUAACUUUCUUUCGGUUAAAUCAAGCCUUGAAAACCUUCUGAAGACUGGUGGUAUCGGGGACUGCAAGCUUAGAGUAUCAAUAGCCACUUCAAAGUCAAAUUCCCCUCCACAUUCGCCUUCUUGUGAAAAUAGAUCACCAUCUUCUGCUUCAGACUCAAGUUCUUCCCCAAAGAGUGCUAAGUCCAAUGACACCCCUGUUUAUUCUAUGCCAGAAAAGAAAGAAUACCCUAUUGACCCCUCCUUGCCUGACAUAAAAAACAACAUCUAUUCUACAGAUGAAUUCAGGAUGUUCUCAUUUAAGAUCAGACCUUGUUCUCGUGCAUACUCGCAUGAUUGGACUGAAUGUCCAUUUGUCCAUCCUGGCGAAAAUGCUCGAAGAAGGGAUCCUAGAAAGUACCACUACAGCUGUGUACCUUGCCCUGAGUUUCGAAAGGGAGCUUGCCAACGUGGGGACAUGUGUGAAUACGCUCAUGGAGUCUUCGAGUGUUGGCUGCACCCUGCUCAAUAUCGAACUCGGCUUUGCAAAGAUGGUACCGAUUGUAACAGAAGAGUUUGCUUCUUUGCCCACACGCAGGAGGAACUAAGACCGCUUUAUGUCUCUACUGGUUCUGCAGUUCCCUCACCUCGAGGGAGUACUGCUGCUGCCAAUGCUAUGGAUUUUGCUGCAGCCAUGGGCCUCAUACCUGGUUCUCCUUCCUCGGUCUCUGUCAUGUCACCAUCACCUUUCUCACCUCCAAUGUCUCCCUCUGCUAAUGGCAUUUCAAGCAUGGGUUGGCCCCAGCAAAAUGUCCCUGCCUUGCAUCUUCCUGGAAGCUUUCUCCAUUCCAGUCGCUUGCGGUCAUCGCUCAAUGCUAGAGAUAUACCAGCUGCAGACCUAAAUGCUUAUCCUGAUUUUGAUGUGCAACGGCAGCUCCUAAAUGAGUUUUCCUACCUAUCCCAGCGCAACAUGAGUUCUAAUUCUUUGAACUGUUCACCUCGUCCGAUGAGCCAUACCCGUGCAAAUCUUGAGGACUUAUUUUCUGCAGAGAGCUCAUCUCCUAGAUACUCUGAUCAAGCAUUAGCUCAAGCUGGUUUUUCCCCUAUCCACAAGUCAGCAGUUUGCAGUCAAUUGCAGCAGCAGCAGAGCCUGUUAUCUCCGAUUAAUACGAAUUUCUCACCAAGAAACGUUGAUAAUCCUCUAUUGCAGGCCUCAUUUGGAGUUCCCUCAUCGGGGAGAAUGUCUCCCCGAGCAAUGGAGCCAAUCUCACCAAGAAGUCCCCGUGCCUCAAUACUUGCUCAACGUGACAAGCAGCACCAAUUUAGAAGUUUCAGCUCUCGUGAUCUUGGCUCCAAUGUUUCUGCUAUUGUUGGGUCGCCGGCAGAUACAUGGGGUACAGCUAUGGGAAAGCCAGACUGGGCUGUCAGUACUGGAGAGUUCUGUAGGCUAAGGCGAUCGUCAUCAUUUGAGCUUGCUAACAAUGGAGAAGAGCCUGAUCUUUCAUGGGUUCAAUCUCUUGUCAAAGAAUCACCACCAGAGAUGAUGAAGGAUAAAUGUGUUCCUCAUGUCUCUGGACCGACAGGUGCUGUUGCAGAUCUUGGCGAAGGCUCUAUGUCAAGCUCCCAGAUCGAUCAAUCUGAUCAACUGAGUGCAUGGAUGGAGCAAAUGAAGCUUGAUCAGUGAAUGGCUUUGUAAUAACAUCCUAAUUCUUUAUUUUACCGAGUCUUGACAUCUUCAAAAAGUAAGGUUCUGGUAGAUAGUAACUGCAUUUGAUUCUAAUGUUCUCGUCAUGUUUUCUUGGGAGCAAGGCAAACUGUGAACAGAAAAACAACAAGUAGAGAAAGGAGGUCCAAAAUUCUGAAGAAUAUUGACUUUUCAUAUUUGUUUGAAUUUAUUAUUUAAAUCAGGUAAUAGGAGAAUGGACCAUUGAGAAAUGAUACCUAGCAUAGGUGAUUUUUCUCCUGUAUUAUUGUUUAAUGUAGUCUAAUUAUUCAGAGAAGUUUUGCCUUAUUUCAUUGUACUGAUAUCAAUAGUUGAUCUUUGUGACAAUUCAUCAUUGACAUGAAGUUAUUUCAUUUGAGAUUA